AUGGAGCGAUUCUUGCGACUCGGAGGCCUCGGCGGCAAUUUGAGCCAAUUUGGCGCAGCGCCACAAGACUCGAAUCAAGUCGACACGUCUGAAACUGUCUACAUUUCCUCGUUGGCCCUUCUGAAAAUGCUCAAACACGGAAGAGCCGGUGUUCCGAUGGAGGUGAUGGGUCUGAUGUUGGGAGAGUUCGUCGACGACUACACUGUCAACGUCAUCGAUGUCUUCGCAAUGCCACAGUCGGGAACUGGAGUCUCCGUGGAAGCCGUAGACCCAGUGUUCCAAGCAAAGAUGCUCGACAUGCUCAAGCAAACAGGCCGCCCGGAAAUGGUCGUCGGAUGGUAUCACUCGCAUCCAGGAUUCGGUUGCUGGCUGUCAGGCGUCGAUAUCAACACUCAACAGUCGUUCGAAGCCCUGUCCGACCGUGCAGUUGCCGUUGUCGUUGAUCCGAUUCAAUCGGUGAAGGGAAAGGUGGUGAUCGACGCGUUCCGAACGAUCAAUCCACAAUCGAUGGCGUUGAAUCAGGAGCCACGUCAGACGACGAGUAAUUUGGGACACUUGCAAAAGCCGAGCAUUCAGGCUCUAAUCCAUGGUCUGAACCGUCACUACUACUCGAUCCCCAUCGCCUACCGUACCCACGACCUCGAGCAGAAGAUGCUGCUCAACCUGAACAAACUCUCGUGGAUGGACGCGGUCAGCGUGGAGAACUACACGAAAUGCGGCGAGAAGAACAAGGACCACCUCAAAGCGAUGCUAAAACUGGCCAAAAACUACAAGAAGGCGUUGGAGGACGAAAAAAACAUGACGGACCAGGAGCUGGCGAUCAAGAACGUUGGAAAAAUCGAUCCGAAACGUCACAUCGCCGACGAGGUCAGCAAAAUGCUCAAUGAUAAUAUUGUGCAGAGUUUGGCUGGAAUGAUGGCGACCACCUCGUUGCAAUAA
Molecule: messenger RNA, 939 nt
Organism: Caenorhabditis briggsae
Lineage: Eukaryota; Metazoa; Nematoda; Chromadorea; Rhabditida; Rhabditidae
Gene: Cbr-rpn-11
Product: Protein CBR-RPN-11
Exons: 3
Coding region: 1-939 (312 amino acids)
Biological process (GO): proteasome-mediated ubiquitin-dependent protein catabolic process; protein deubiquitination
Cellular component (GO): proteasome regulatory particle, lid subcomplex
Molecular function (GO): metallopeptidase activity; protein binding; proteasome binding
Source: RefSeq, a predicted model, not a curated record